Molecule: messenger RNA, 861 nt
Organism: Gryllus bimaculatus (two-spotted cricket)
Lineage: Eukaryota; Metazoa; Arthropoda; Insecta; Orthoptera; Gryllidae
Source: the annotation of a GenBank genome assembly
CCACGAUCAAAAAUUUUGCCCUCACUCUAGCUAUGUCUAUACUCUUGACUAUGAAUUUAAAAAUUGCAUCAAAGAUGUAAUAUCUCUCUUCUUAUUUCCCUUUUAGGGAUCUUGCAGCUCGAAAUGUUUUAAUUGAUGAAAAUAAGACUUUAAAGAUUUCAGACUUUGGUUUAUCUAGAACUGGUAUUUAUGUAAACACUAAAAGAAAAAAAGUUCCUCUGCGGUGGUUGUCAGUUGAAGCAAUGAGAGAUAACUUAUAUUCCAGUAAAAGUGAUGUAUGGGCAUUUGCCAUUGUGUUGUGGGAGAUUGGCACGUUAGGUGGCUUUCCAUACCCCACUGUGGCUGACAUGAAUCUCUUAUCAUUCUUAAUGGAUGGCAAACGCUUGGAGAAACCUGAUAACUGUUCAGACGAAUUGUAUUCUCUAAUGCUGCAAUGCUGGGCAUACUCUCCUGAUGCAAGACCAUCUUUUGCUGAAUUAGUGGAACACCUUGAUUCUGUCACAUGUCGCAAGCGUGUUUAUGUAGACUUUUCAAAUCUAAGCCCAAACUACACAUUCCCUCCAACAGAACAACAAACAUAAAAUAUUCCUUGUAAUGGAAGAUAGCAAAAUCCACAAUCUACAAAAAUUCAACAAUCUACCAUUGAACAACCUGCAAUUCUGGAAUAAAUAUAAUUAUUUCCUUUAGUUUCUUUUCCUAAUGGGAAAACCUCCAUCUAAAGCCACUCUUCAUUUUUGGUUUUGAUUUGUUUUGUAUUAAUAAGCAUUUAGGGAUUAAUGUAUCAGUUUCCAAACACCAAUGUUGUGACAAAGUUUUAUCUUUAAGAAAAUGGGACCAAUAAUUUGUUUAAGAAUGUAGAAC